Messenger RNA from Dibothriocephalus latus, 210 nucleotides. Lineage: Eukaryota; Metazoa; Platyhelminthes; Cestoda; Diphyllobothriidea; Diphyllobothriidae. The record is from the annotation of a GenBank genome assembly.
AUGAUGGUUAACCAGUUAGAAAUGUUCAUGGCAGUCUCCCUCAUCUUCGUCGGUCAAGCAUUUGUGAGUUUCGAUUCUGUUGAAUUGGCUACCGCCGCGUUGCACGCCGUCCACGGCUACCGCCUGCACGACCGACCGGUUUUUGUGCAGUACGCCCGGGUUGCUCCAGCUAAGCCCGAUCCCAAAAGCCUAAUUGUAUCGGCCGAGUGA